Messenger RNA from Armigeres subalbatus, 2712 nucleotides. Its product is annotated as zinc finger protein 37-like. The transcript is spliced from 4 exons. NCBI's taxonomy places the organism in Eukaryota, Metazoa, Arthropoda, Insecta, Diptera, Culicidae. Gene Ontology annotation, biological process: regulation of transcription by RNA polymerase II. Gene Ontology annotation, molecular function: zinc ion binding; DNA-binding transcription factor activity, RNA polymerase II-specific. The record is from RefSeq and is a predicted model, not a curated record. Bases 576 to 2609 code for a protein of 677 amino acids. Gene Ontology annotation, cellular component: nucleus.
AACGUUACGUGGUCACGUCGAACUGAGAAAAGAGUGAUACUCAUAAAAUCGCAAUUUGUUCACCUCAACGGUUAUAGUUUUGGUGUAUAGAAAUGUACUCCACAUACUCGGGUUGCGCUUAAUCGUUCGCUCACUCUCGCAGCAGCAACAACAAUAACCGUGAGGGCGCAAUUUUGUUUCGUCAACGAUUUUGGUACUUUUUCUAAUGAUAGACUCUUGUGGCGCACUUAUCUCACCCUGUAGAAGUGAUUUGUAUCGUGGAAAUUUGUGUUCGUGGAAUAGUCAGGAACUAAAGAUUCUGUACAACAAAUAACUUCCCGCAAGAUGUUUUGCUGGAGUACGAAUUGAAGUGAUUUUGUCAGCAACAUCCUCGGAAAACCUUGAACUAUACGAGGAGUAAGAUUGAGUGGAAGGUAAAACCAGCAGCAGCACUGUGAAUGAUUCACGUAUAAAGAAAGCGCGAAGAAAGCAGCAUGUUUGUGAUAGAGCGUGCUGCGGUGAUAUAAUAUAUGAAUCGUUACUAGAGUUGAUUGGGCAGUUGAAGAAUUUUCUUUUUCGGACAAAACAAUUUAAUCAUGAGUUUGGCGCUCAAUUUCGAACGCAAGUGUCGUACCUGCGGUACAGAUAUCUUGGAACUAACGUGUGGGAUACCCAUCUUUGGCAGUGGACUUCAGCUGGAUCAGAAAAUCCAUCGCUAUCUAGGACUAAAUAUCGCACUACACGAUGAUCUCCCCAAAUUCCUCUGCGCCACGUGUUUCAUCAAAGUCGAAAGCAUCGACAAAUUUGCCAUCCUUGCCAAGAAAACCGAGGAAGCCUAUCUCGGUUGGUUCAAAUGCAUUCGUGCCAAUCUAGCGAAGCACAUUAGUCCCCAGCCGCCACCGUUGGCUCCGGUGCGACAUGUCAUCUCCACUUCCACCUCAGCAGCCCCGAAACCGGGACCCUCGAUCGCACCGAAAAUCGACUUCACCGCCCUUAAACAAGCCGUUGCCGAACAGAUCAACCAGAAAGAUGCACCCCUGGGUACGGCUCUGAAUCCGAUUCGAUUGAUCAAACCGGAAAUAUCGAUCGUUUCGUACAGUGACCUGAAGUUGGGUCUGUUGAUCAAAGAUCAAGAAUUGCUCAAACUCAUACUGAAGGCGUUGCGGUGGGCUGAACACGAUCAGAGGGCUACAUUUGAUGUGUUGAUUCAGCGAUUGAAGAGUACAACAUUUAGGGAAAUUUUGUCCAAUCCGAAUCUAUUGAAUGACAGUGAUCUUACACAGUUAUUGAAGUCGUAUAUUGGACAAGAAGCGUUCAAUAAAUUUUCUAGUGGUAACGGAAACUCCUCUGGAGUAAGCAAUAUUGAUCUCAGUAAUAGAGGUGUCACCAUUAAACCCAUUAUUAACAUUUCACCAGUAAAGGGGGAGAGAUCGCAGGAUAACAGUGAAACGGCUUCAUGUUCCAAUGUGAGGUCACUCUUCAAGAGAGAACCCUUGCCACUCAAAGAGGAGACCGUCACCCGAAUGGAAGUUGGAGUUGAUCCCAACCUGUUUAUUGAUGACGAGGAGAGUCAAGGAAAAUCUAAAGUGGAAGCUAAGAAGAAAACCGAGAACUUUGUCACUAUUCAGCUAAUACCAGCUAGUUCAGCGACAAAAGGCAAUACGAAGCACGAGGAAAAGAUAUCUGUGGACUCUCUAACUUGCAGUACUCUUGAAAUCGAGCAGUGUUCAAGUUGUUCGAAAACUUUCCCAACUAGCGCAGAAUUGCAAAACCAUGUUAUAGAAAACCAUUUGAACAAAACACGUAAUUCCACGUUGAUCACACCACCAGAAAAGAAAGUGAUCAAAAUUCGCGUUAAAAAGAAUAAAGAGCAUGUAACCGUACCUAUUCCGGUGAUCCCUGAAUCGCUGCCAGUAUCAAUCCCGCCGACAACGACAAUUACGAUGAUCCCGACACAAACAAAGUCCAUUGAAAUAAAAUCAACCGAAGCGGAAGCGCAAAGCCAAAGUAUCGAUCCACCACAGGUUCCGGUAUUAAACCUACAGAAACCAACCGAAUCUACGAAAGUCCAGAGCGAGAAAUCCAGACGGAAGCGUGACAUCAAAUGGACACUCAAAAUCGGACCCAAACGCACCAGAAGUCAAGGCUCCAAUCUGGCGUGCAAUGUGUGCAAAAAACGCUUUACGUUGAAGAGUAAACUGGCGCUGCACAUGGAAUCACAUUCCAUCCUGAAGAGCAAGCACACCUGUGACAAGUGCGAUCGCGUGUUCCGAACGGCUGCCAAUCUGGAAAAGCACAAGCGAUUUCACGGCGGCGAGAAGUUUCCCUGCGAUCGCUGUCGCAAGGUUUAUCCCACCAGUAGUAUGUUGAAGACGCACCGGCUCGCACACAGUGACGACCGGCCGCACCGGUGCACAAUCUGCGAGAAGACAUUCAAGCGGAAUCAGGACUUGAAGUUUCACCUUAACCAGCAUACUGGAGCGCGCCCUUUCAAAUGCCCCCAAUGCCAGAAGUCGUUUGCCAGCUCGGGAAAUUGCUUUUCGCACCGGAAACGCAUGCACCCCUCGGACAUCACUGCGGCCGAGGAAAGGGAGGCGCAAAAUUCCCCAAAAUCCGUUAAGAAGCAAUAAAAUUACCUUGUUGUUAAAUAUUUUUUAGUCGGUUUAGGAUGAAUUUCCUCCCCAUUAUGAAUUCAAACGUUGAAAUACACAUCCACUGUGAUAAAAAGUACAA